Messenger RNA from Drosophila eugracilis, 6870 nucleotides. RefSeq lists its product as uncharacterized. The coding region runs from base 673 to 6378 and encodes 1901 amino acids. The record is from RefSeq and is a predicted model, not a curated record. NCBI's taxonomy places the organism in Eukaryota, Metazoa, Arthropoda, Insecta, Diptera, Drosophilidae. Gene Ontology annotation, molecular function: guanyl-nucleotide exchange factor activity. The transcript is spliced from 18 exons.
UCUGCCGGCAAUCAAAUUGAGUGCAAAGCUCGGUCAAAGCCGAGUAUUCGGACAGCAGGAAAGGUGUGAAGUGUGUGUGUGUGUGCUACGAAUGCAAAAACGGUUUCGAUUUUUGUUCAAUUUUGUCCGUCCUCUGUUUUUGUCUCAAUUUCGCUGGGAGGCCCUAACUUAUUGCAUUAUUUAUGUGCGAGUAGUACGAACGUACGUUUUUUUUCUGGGUUUCUCAGUAAGCCAGCCGUACGCACGCGGGCAGCACCAGAAAAUUGUAUAAACAAAACAGGCAGAAACAGAAAAAAAAACAAGUGUGAGUAUCACCGGUGACAAUCGCAAGUGCAGGGCUCUCUCUGUCUCCGUCUCAUGUCUCAAGUCUCUAGUCUCUACCGCUCACACUCACCCAAAGUUUGCCCAGCCGGGGAAACAAACUCGGCGGCAUUCUCAGUCAAACAACAAACGCAACUGAAGUAACAACGAGUCCGUAGUUUCGCGUACCGCCCCCAAAAAAUAAAAGUGAAAUUCUAUUAGCCCCCCGCUGUCUGUCUCUUUUUGGUAAAAUCAUCGUGUAAUAUCAACGUGUAUUUAGCUAGAAAUCAUCGAAAUCAAAACGAAUAAAAUCCCACCCAAAAAGUUAUGUUAUUUGAUUCCGUGGAAAAACUGUGUUAAGUGCAGUGCUUAAUGUUCCAGCUGCGAAGGGAAGUGAGCGAGAGGUUUGGAGUCUGGGUGCAGCGCCUCCUCGUCAUCGUCCUGCACCUUUGGCAUCGCUCCAGCAUGUCCUUCAUUCGUCGUCGCCACGAGGCGUUCAAGUGGAUUAAACGCCGACUGGCCAGGAGACGCUGUCACGCUGACACGAACAUCGAGGCAGGGCUAGCAGAAGCAGCUGUUUCUGGUUCAGGAGCAGGAGCAGGGUCGGAAUUUGCCGAGAUCUUGGUGCCGAGUGACACGCAAAUCGAUGUUCCUGGUGGGGGAGGGCAGAUCCCAAACCUAGACUUGACCACUGACAGGGACAUGAAAGAGGCCAAAGCAGCGCCCAUAGCUCGCGACGAUGAGGAUCAGGAGGCGGAAGAGGAUCCAGUGGAGGAGCUAGAGGACGAGGAACCUCCAGAGGUGGAGCAGCUGUCCGCGAAUGCUAAUUAUGUGUGCUGUCGAUACCCGGGAACGACAACCUCUACCUCUGCCGCAGCAGCAGCAGCAGCAGCAACAACUUUGAACCGCAGCAAGUCGCGGGUUCAAAAGUACCUCAAGAAGUGCAAACAGCGGCUAACGGGUCAGCCCAAGGUUCCACCUAGCUGUGCCACCACCACAACCACGACCACUAUAACCCUGAUCAGGAAUGGGCCAGCACCCGCGACGAACGAAGAGAGGGAAUCCGAGAAGGAACUGGGUGAGUUGGAGAUUCUGGCUGAGGAGGAAGAUGAGGAUGAGGAUCUGGUGGAGGGCAGUACUGGGUCCUAUACGGAUGCCCUGCCCAUCGACUGCAGUUUGAAUGCCAGCAUUGCCGAGGAACCACAGCAGGCGGUCGACGAGCUGGAGCCGCCAAAGGGGGAGGAAGUCCCUAUGGAGAUAGAGAGUAUCCCCGAUGGAAUCCCUGCGCCAACGCGACUACCCGCCGAUGUGGACGCCACGCUGGCCCAGCUGAUUGACAGCCAUCUGUCGCACAUUUAUCCCGUCUACUGGGCACGCACGCGUGCGAUUUUAAUCCGUCAGGCACGUGAGCAACUCGUGUGCGGAUUCGACGGCAGUUUGGCCCGCUUCGAGCAGCGAUUCCUAUGCAAAUUUGCUCAAAUUGCCACAGAUCUGCGCACGGCCCAUCAAAUUGGCGAGUCCUGGUUAUGGCAUCCCGGCUGGCCUUUGGCAACAUCCAAUGGAGCGCUGGUCUUGCAGCUGAGCGACGCUGAGAUCGCGCACGCACUUCGCCCGGCGGAGCUGUAUCUCUGCAUCAAAUUGGAAUCUUCAACCGAAACCGACGCGGAUUGCAUACCGCGGCUCUAUGCUGUUUGGCGUUCGUCCCGCAAGGAGGAGAGCGUCCAGAGCCAUUGCAUCGACCACGAGAAUCCCGGCCAAUUGCCCCUGAGCGUGCUCCAACUGGAAAUGUCCACGGCAGCGGCGGCACUAAUGGCUUCGGAUUGCGGUGAACUGCCGCAAUUGCUGCAGAAUCUUCUCGUAAGCGUGGAGCGGAGUAUCGAGCGAGUUUCCCUCAACGAGCUGCAGAUGCCGUUGCAUCAUGACCUCGGGGAGGAUUCCCUCGAUGAGGCCAACAAUAAUGGCUGCAACAAUAACCUGAUGGGAUCACCCAAGUGCGCGUUGCGACGCAGCGAUUUGAUAACCAAAAACAAGCUGUUCAACAGCCGUUACAUGCUGAGGCGCUUGACCAAUCGGCAGGACAGCAUGAACUCCACCUCGUCGGGAAAUAGUAAUGUUAGUGACAGGAGCAGCAGCUCCAGUUCCAGUUCGAGUGCUGGCGAGGAGCUCUUGUCUAACAAUUCGGAGGCCAAAAAGAGGAGUAACAGUGGUGGUAAUGAGGCAAGUGGAGCAUCUACCUCGCCGGCAUUACCGCUCUUUUGUCUGGGCAACUCAUUUCCGCACAUUGACAGCGAUGAGGAGGCCAGCGAUAGCAUCGGACCGGGGAAACUCCACAGUCUGGAGACCUGCGAGACCGAGCUACUGCCGCCCAGCUCGAUUGGCGAGCUGCCUGAGAAACUGCUGACCAGCGGCGUCUAUCUACCAGGCACACGCACCCUCCAAGGCGACCCACUUGUGACUGUGGACGCUGCCUGUGUGGCGUCCGCCGGCCUCAAUUGCUACGAGCUGGCCACGCUGCUCCUCUACUACAGUACGAUUCCAGAGCGCAGCACCUGCCCCUUUGCCACCCCGACAACACCCGGAACGACAGCAACAAUCAAUGGCCAUAAAAGCAGCGAACAGCAGCAGCAGCAGCAGCAACAGAAACAGAAACAACAACCCGCCCAACAGACAUUUACCAUUUUAAUUGCCAUCGAGAAGUCUCAACAUUUAUGCGUAAUCGACUUAAUUUGCCAAAGUCUCAGACUCUUAGCCAAGCAAAUUGGCAAUUGUGAAAUUUUGGCCAUUUGUCCCGAUUCAAGUCUGCUGCAAUUGUGCAACGAGCAGCAGCAACAGAAGCAGCAGCAGCAGCAGCAGCAACAACAGCAGCAGAACAAUAACAGUGAUCACCCGGAGCCGACGUCGCCAUCGUCAGUGGAUUUGGUUAAAUUCAUUAGCGUGGACCAAGUCACGACAAGUGUUGCGCCAUCACAGCUGCCCGCUGGAUUGCUGCCCUCCGUGCCCGCCUUAUCCACGCUGGCCGGGAUUAACCAGCGUCAUCACGAUGCCACCAAGUGGCGGGAGUUUUUCGCCCAACUUGAGGCCUUCCAGCGUCAAUGCUCAACGGCCGGCGGUCGUUUGGUAAGUGCCCUCAGCGAAAUACGCGCCGCCGAUCUUCAGGGAUUGCCCACGCGCCGCCAACUUUAUGGUCAACAUCGCGCUCUCAGUCGUGCGCUGAUGGAUUCACAGCUUCACAGUCUUCGUAAGAUGGGUGCUGGCCAAUUGGCCAGGCUUCAGGAUUUGGCCAGGGGCAUAACCUCUGCUCCUGGCUCUAUGCCACGCAUGACGUCACAGCCCCAAUCACCAUCUUCAGGGGCAUUCCUUAACGUGGAUGCCGCCUGUAAGCUGCGCAAGGUGACGCUCCUCUUCAACGAAGUCGAUCGAGCGGCCCAGCGAUUGGAACAGCUGACGGAGCAGCGCCGGGAGAAGCUCAGGCAGUUGACCAGGCAACGGGCUCUCGAGGAUGAGAUCAGGGAGGUCACCUCUUGGCUGGGCAGCGAUGGAGCUGAGAAUCUGCAAAAGUUUUCUCAACUGCAAUGGGACAAUGAGUCACAGCUGAGGACCCAGGAGCAGGACUUUGAGAAGUACUACUUUAUAGCUAUGAAACACUUGGCCAAAGGAAGGGAUCUUCAUGCCGCUGCCCUGAAAGUUUCCGUUCUAAGUGAAAGCGCCAAUAACCUGAAAUCUGCCCUAGAUCAAUUUGCCCAGAAAUUAGAGCUGGCCCACGAGCGUUAUGAAGCCACCGCUCGUCUGCUGCACUUACUCACUCAACAUCAGCGGGAAACUGCUGCCAGGGAUGAGUUGCAGCGUUUGGCGGAGCAACUGGGCGCCACCUCGUUGCUGGAGAAGCACUGGCCAGCGAUGAGGAAGAGUCACUCGUUGCCAGUGGCCAGUAGCACACCAGCUCCAGCGGCUGGCAAAAGAGUUAGCUAUCGUUGCAGUUCGGCCAGUGGCAGCUCCUUUGAAGGAGCUCCUUCGAGCAGCAGUUGCAGUUGCUGGCGGGAAAGUCGCAACCUGGAGGACAUGGACCAGAUGGAGGAGGAGGAUGAGGAACAGGAUCAUGACUGCGACGGUGGUGAUGGAGAGGAGCAGCAGUCCAAGAUUGCCGAUUCUGGAGUAGGCGUUUGUGAUAAUUGCGAACGCAAUCCCAAGCUGGCCAGAAUCUGCUCCUGCCAAAGUCUCAACGAGAAGAGUCAUGAUGAGCUGCUCGAGGACGAGUGCUUCGAUCGGCCCUCCAAGAGAUACAUGGACAUGCACUCGCCCAUGGAGGCGAAUGCCCAUCUGCAGUGCCAUGGCUCCAGUCUAGAGCUGCCCAAGCUAGAAGAGCUCAGUUGCCUGGAUCCCAAAAUACAAAAAACGCUUCUAUUGAUCAUGCGCGAGAUGAUUGGUACCGAACGCGACUAUGUGCGCUCCCUGUACUACGUGAUCGAGAACUAUAUCGAUGAGCUGCUGCGCGAGGAUAUCCCACAACCUCUGAGGGGCCAACGGAAUGUAAUCUUCGGCAACAUAGAAAAGAUCUUCGAGUUCCACAACUCUCACUUUCUGGGCGAACUGGAGCGUUACGAAAGGAAUCCUCUGAAAGUCGGAGCUGCCUUUUUGGAAAUGGAGUCCAAGUUCUAUCUGUAUGCGCUGUACAAUAAGAACAAGCCCAAGAGCGACACUUUGCUAAGCGAAUAUGGUAGCUCCUUCUUCAAGCCCAAGCAAAUGCAGCUCCAGGAUAAGCUAGAUCUGGCAUCAUAUCUCCUGAAACCUGUACAGCGGAUGGGAAAGUAUGCUUUACUGCUGCAGCAAUUGGUCAAAGCAUGCAAGGGAGUCGAAGGAGCAGCUCUGCAAGAAAUUGCUGCAGAUGUCGAGGAGCUGCAGCGAGCGGAGGAAAUGGUCAAGUUCCAGCUGCGCCAUGGAAAUGAUCUACUGGCCAUGGAUUCCCUGCGCGAUUGCGAUGUUAAUGUCAAGGAGCAGGGACGACUGCUGCGCCAAAAUGAGUUCCUCGUUUGGCAGGGACGCGGUGGCAAGAAGACACUGCGACAGGUGUUCCUUUUCGAAGAACUGGUUCUGUUCAGCAAGGCUCGUCGUUUUCCUGAUCACAAGACAACUUAUGAAAGGCUUAAGAAUCUGGACAUCUACAUCUACAAGAACAGCAUAAAAACAUCAGAUAUUGGCCUCACAGCGCACACAGGUGAUUCGGCCACCAAGUUUGAGAUUUGGUUCCGGAAAAGAAAGCCAGAUGACACAUGGAUGCUGCAGUGCAUGUCGGAAGAUAUCAAAAACGCCUGGACCGAGGAGAUCUCCAAACUGCUCUGGAAGCAGGCGAAACGAAACCGAGAAGUUCGUCUGGCGGAGAUGUCCUCGAUGGGCAUUGGCAGUAAACCCUGUCUAGAUAUUCGUCCCAGCAACAACCAGAUCAGCGAUCGCUCCAUUCCACUGGCGCAGCUGAACAAGACUCCUAAGCUGCGUCACUCGGAGCCGGGAAAGGGCAGUAUGCGACGGCCCAAUUCGCUGAUCUCGGAGAGCUCUUUGUCCAGCGGCACCAGCAGUGGCUCCUCCAUCAGCGGUGGCUCCUCAUCGGGACUCCAUGAUGCUGGCGGCAGACAUAGUCUACAUUUUGGCAAGCUACCUGGACCACAUAGCACUAGUUCCACGAACUGCAGUGCCACCUUAGAACUGAUCAACGAAACACAGGCCCUCAAGUUGGGUAAAUCCUCGAGUGGAGGAGGAAUCAAGGGGACGGAAGGAGCUGGCGAGGGAGUCGGCACUUCCGGAAGCGGAAACGGAAAUGGAAACGGACUCGGAAGCAGCAAACGACACCACAAACGAUCGACAACCAUUGUCAGCCAACUGUCCAUGGAAAGCGGCAUUGUCUCCGAUAUAUGCGUAACCCCGGAUCAGGAACAAUCGGCGGCGGAGAGCAGCCGGAGCAGUUGGUCAACAUCAACGACUGGAGCAUCGGGAGCUUCAACGACGAGUGCAUCCACGGUGAUCCUGCGGCGAUAUAGAUCCUAUGCCCAUGCAGCGGAAUCCGCAAGUCCGGACAGCGGCAAAUAGAUGAGCUCCUGGAGCACCGAAUCUAGAAAUAUACAUAUAUAUAUAUAGAAAUCCCCAUUAAUAGCUUUAGCAGAACGGUUUCAUUGGAUCCAGAUAGUAUCAUUACGUUCGAUCGCUAAUUUUAUUUCAUUAUUUUUGUUAUUUAUUAUUUAUUACAUUUUUAGUUUUCGUUAAUUUGUCAUAGUCGCUGCUUUUGGUUUGGCCUCAGUUUUGUUUUUACGGAAAACUCAUUUGAAAUUAUUGAAUUCAGCGUGUCAAUGUCGAAGCAUAUAUUUCACAUAUAGUUCAUAGUCUACGAUCCACACACACACACACACAGAUGGGAGCCAUGAGCACCACCCGAAAAGGGGCGUGACCGAUGCCCAACAUAUCUGAAUCGAAGUUCAUUACGUACAGUUAGUUAAUAUGUAACCUAAGUGCCUACAUUUAAAAUAAUCGUAAACGAACAUAAAAAAUAUAUUUCUAUAUAUAUUAUUAUUAUUAAAUCGAGAA